AUGAUAAUUCUGUUCUUAUUAAAUUAUGUUGUUGCUUAAAUUUUAUCUUGUGAUGUGAAGGUUGACGGAAUUGAAAAAGGGUACUUGUCAUUCUAAUUGCAAUGCGACUCAACUCCAAAAUCAUGUCACAAUAUAUAAGAACUUUAAGAUUUCAGAAUGAGUUACAUCUCUGAAUCAAAAAUGGAAAUUGCAAGUCCAAUUGUGAACAAGAAAUGGAAAUCAGAAAUCAAUAAUUUAUACACUCAAUUUGGAGCAAUCGGAUAGAAGAGAAACAUUGAAUCUGGAGAAGUAGAUUAAACCUAUACUAUAUUUCUCAACAAAUAGGAAUUCGAUGGACCAAAGAGUUAGUGGUUAGUCAUUGGCAAUAUCAUCCGACAAGAGGAUAAAGAAUUACUCAAUUAUCUUAAGUGGACAUCCCAAUCCACCAACUCAAUUCCCAAUAGAGAUAUUAGAUUUAAAUGCUCCCUCUGA
Messenger RNA from Paramecium octaurelia, 471 nucleotides. The record is from the annotation of a GenBank genome assembly. Lineage: Eukaryota; Ciliophora; Oligohymenophorea; Peniculida; Parameciidae.